AUGGUGGACAAUCUGGAGCAGCACUUUCAACCCGCAGCGGUUCAGUCUGGAGGUGUGACAGCAAUCUUCUUACCCUACCCCAAGCACAUCGAGGUUAAGUCUCGAGAGAUACCGAGGCCCUGCUAUGAUAAGAUGGUGCCAGUGAGACAGCCAGAUUCGGUGACUGCCGGAACAAGCAUUCAGACGGAAAAUGAUGACCAACCAGCAAGCUACGCAGAUAUAAAUAAUAACAUAAUAAUAAUACAAAAGCUCUGCGGUCCAAUAUAA
Molecule: messenger RNA, 267 nt
Organism: Pelobates cultripes (western spadefoot toad)
Lineage: Eukaryota; Metazoa; Chordata; Amphibia; Anura; Pelobatidae
Source: the annotation of a GenBank genome assembly